GUCUGCUCCUUGUGUGCUCUCAGUCAGAUCGAGUAGGAGCGACUGUGGCCUCACGGGAUAUUAACUGAAGCGCGUCUUUAAAAAAAAAAAUAUAUAUAUAAUAAUCUUCACAUUUGAAGCAGUUUAAUUUGCAUCUCCUGCUCCUAAUUGUUGAUUUUUCUCGUUGUCUGCGAUGAAGGCUGUUCCCCCUGCGUACCCCCAGGACUCUUCGUCUUACUCUUCCUCCUCCUCCUCCUCCUCCUCCUCCUCCAGCAACAGCAGCAGCAGCAGUCGGCAGCACUCCCUCCACUAUCUGACCAAGCAGAGCCUGAACGCCGCUCGGUCCAGGAUGGAAGAGGAGGACCGCCACUGUUUGCAGUACGACAUGAACGACUGCUACAGCCGACUGAAGCGACUGGUGCCCACCAUUCCCCAGGAUAAGAAAGUCAGCAAAGUGGAGAUCCUCCAGCACGUCAUUGACUACAUUCUGGACCUGCAAUUGGCCCUGGAGACGCACCCUUCUCUCCACAAACAGGCGCCUCAGCGGACCGGAACGUGCGUUCCUCUGGCGUCCAACCCCAGCCGAACACCGCUUACAGUGCUUAACGUUGACUACCACCAGAGGACAUCAAUUGUCAAAAAGCCCGAGGACUCAAUUUUAUGCCGCUGAAGCAUAUUGCUAUGGUGUGCAGGCUGCACAGAACCGCUCCAAAGCCAGCAAAGCUUCUCCAGGGACUCACAGCCAACUGGACGCACAAUCUCGAGGGAAUUUGGAAACUAUUGUAAGGAACUAAUCUUAAAUAUAAUGACUGUUUUAGUUCCAUAUAGAGCAUGGAAUGAGCAUAAAAGUGUGUUUGUCCCAAGCCAACCGUAUCCCCCCCCCUCCCAUGUUUAUUUUAUAAAAUUUAAAUUAACAGUGUCAACAUUUUUAGACUUCUUUUUUUUGAAACCCCAGUCAUAAACAAAUAUUACAUUGUGAAUUGUGUUUCAAGAAAAAGUGAGUUUAAAGCUUUACUGAACUGCAAAACUGCUGUGUAUAUUUUGGACAUCUAUUGUUUAAAAUAGAUGGAAUGUGUUGAGCAGGAAUGCCAUUCCUGUCAUCAUAUCUUAAUUGACAUUAGAAAGACAAACGAUUCAAUUUGAAUGAAAAAAAACAAUUACGAUUGUACAUGAAGAGAAACAAAUGUUCUAUGACAAAAGUAUGUGAAAGGAAUACAUAUAUGAUUCAAAUAGACUAUUGUAAUUAUAAGAUAUUUUUAUUAAAAGUUUGGUUGGUUGUUUUGUAAAUAUUGUGUUUUCACUUUGAAGUCUUUAGUGAAUGAAUUUGUAUUUGUCCUCACAUGAUGAAAUCUUUGCAAUGUUUUGGAUUAGUUUAAUAUGUAGCAUGUCAUGCUCAGUGCAGAGAUGUCAAAUGUGCACCGAAGCAGGCCUCCCUGUGUAGAUAAGUGCUUUUAUUUGCUCAGCUUUCCCUUGUUGUUUUUAUACUCACUUGAACCAUUCUGGGCAGGAAUGUCGCUCAGCUAUUUUAAAUGUUAGGUUGUUGUAAUUGUUGUUGUUUAUGAAAAAAAAAAAGGACAGACUUCAUUAUUUUACAAUGCACUCUUAUGAAAACAAAUUUUAAGAAAUAUCACAACAUACAGCACUUCUACCAGUGUACAGUACAAUGGCGUUUCUAAAAAUGUAAUUAUACCGAAGGAUGCUAUAAAAAUAAUUUUUCAUUUGGUUAGGACAGUGCAACCAUGAAUUACACGGACAACAAUUAAUUGUGAUUUGCAUGUUUUUCUGCGAUUAUUAACACAUUUCAGCAGCCAUAUGGUUCAAUUAAAAUACGGAAGGAUGUUUUUUCAAACACCGACUUUACCUCACCACCCUGCUGCCAGUGUGGGAGGGCACAUGUACAUGACUGUCAGCUGCUCUGUUGGAAUUGACCUUCACUGGCUUGCGAGGAGUUGUCAAAACAAUUAAAGUUUCCAGGAAGAA
Syngnathus acus (greater pipefish) is the source of this 1959-nucleotide messenger RNA. It is a transcript of the gene id4, whose product is annotated as inhibitor of DNA binding 4. Gene Ontology annotation, cellular component: nucleus; cytoplasm. Bases 173 to 649 code for a protein of 158 amino acids. Lineage: Eukaryota; Metazoa; Chordata; Actinopteri; Syngnathiformes; Syngnathidae. Gene Ontology annotation, biological process: negative regulation of transcription by RNA polymerase II; cell differentiation; circadian regulation of gene expression. The record is from RefSeq and is a predicted model, not a curated record. Gene Ontology annotation, molecular function: transcription regulator activity; protein dimerization activity. The transcript is spliced from 3 exons.